Molecule: messenger RNA, 861 nt
Organism: Lolium perenne
Lineage: Eukaryota; Viridiplantae; Streptophyta; Magnoliopsida; Poales; Poaceae
Source: RefSeq, a predicted model, not a curated record
UGGCGGAAUUGACGAAGGUCCUGGAGCAGAAGGGCCGGGAGCUGGAGGACGUCAUCACCGAAUACAAGGUGAAGCUGGAGGCCGCGACUGAUGCGCGGGACUCUGCACGUGGGGCUGCCGCGUCUCUGCGGGAGGAGGUGGCGGCCUUGAAGCAGCAGCACGCCAAAGAACUUGCUGCGGAGAAGGAGGCGUCCGAGGGCAUCGUCCUGGCGGUGCAGGCCGAGAAGACCAACUUCGAGGCUUUCGUCAGGGAGAUGUCGCGGCAGAUUCUUGGUACGUGCGACUUCGUGGAGACGGCGACUCCACGGGAAUGCCUGUCGACCGCGACCGCGCGUAUCAUCGCCUGCGCGGGGGAGAUACUUGCCGCGCUCCAGUACCUGAGCCCGCGGGAGGUGAUUCCGCGGGACACGCCAUCCGUCUUCAAGGCCGUGUCCAACAUUCCGGCUGUUGUUGACUGGCUUCGUCGCUCUUCCUGCCGCGUUGGCAUUACCAUGGCUCUGAGCAUGGUGCUGGCGCAUUACUCUGAAGGGUUCGACGUGGAGGAGGUCACCGCUGGCUUCCCCUCGGAGACUGGGGAGUUCGAUGUUGCCGAAGUGCUGCGGCUGAUGGAUGCGGUGCGCCCCUUCGCCGACCGAGUACUGGCGACCGCGGACUUGGAGACUCAUAUCCCCAGCCAAGCGGCUCCUGGUGACGCGGAGAAGGAGCCGGGCCCGGUGGACUACCCCGCGGAGCGCCUCUUCCAUGCUGCUGCCGCCGGCUCGCUGUCUACAUAUCCGGUCGUGGUGUACACGCCGAAAUUUCGUCACGGCGAUGACGGCGUCGAGCCUGUCGUAGAGGGGGCUCCGGGGUCGUCCUCGUAGU